AUGACUGUGGUCUCUCCACUCAUCCGCCGCACUACUAUACAAGUCGGCACCGCCUUCGAAAAACACGCUCUCGCCUUCCUCACCGCUUCCAUGUCCAUGUCUUUACGCCGGGUGGGAGGCGCUGGGGACGGAGGUGUGGAUCUGAAAGGAUGGUGGUGGGUUCCGGCAGAUGCCUCAUCUGAUACUGUGGCAAGAAGAGAAAUGGCGAGGAGAUUGAGGGUGAUAGCGCAAUGCAAGGCCGAAAAGAAGAGCGUCGGCCCUCGCGCUGUACGUGAAUUAGAAGGGGUCAUGUCGCAGCUCGACUACCGUGGAGAGCAGUCUUCCAGCGAAGCGACUGUAGCCUUAUUUAUCUCGCAAAACGGGUUUACAAAGAAUGCCAUGAUCCACGCCAGUCAGUCGCGGACACCCAUGAUGCUCUUACAUCUCCCCGGUGGACAAUAUGUCGAUGCUCCUCUACUAUCUUCAUCGCCCGGGAGCAAUUCAAAUGUAGAAACUUCGAUCAAAGUUGAGAGCGCCUGGUGGAAUCGCGCCCUGUCGCAUGGGGUCUUGGGCGGGAGGUUGGAGCUGCGGCGAGAGAUGGUGACAAAUGGACGGGGAGUGGUGGGAACCAAUGUGGGUCUGUGGAUGGACGGUGCUAGGGUCGAUAGACUUGUGCCAGAGACUGGAGUGGAUGAUUUGUGA
Molecule: messenger RNA, 681 nt
Organism: Cryptococcus wingfieldii CBS 7118
Lineage: Eukaryota; Fungi; Basidiomycota; Tremellomycetes; Tremellales; Cryptococcaceae
Exons: 2
Coding region: 1-681 (226 amino acids)
Cellular component (GO): mitochondrion
Molecular function (GO): nucleic acid binding
Source: RefSeq, a predicted model, not a curated record